CCUUAGUAAUUUCAGCGUAAAAAGAAGCCUAAGCAGACCCGUCGCCUACAGCGACGCGGAACCCUUCCCUAUUUUCCCCCGUCCGACUCCAUUCUCCGCUUGGUUUUACGAUCUGCUUCAAUUCUCAGUUCUGAAGAUCUCAAACCCUAAUCGUUGGCCAUAGGAACCAGGGGACUGCUUCGCUCAACGGACUUGGCUCGUCAUCGUGCACUAGUUUCCUCUCUUAUUCUGUCAGUUAUCUGCACUUUUUCUUUUGAAGCCAGGUCGUCUAGCUGAUGGCUGAGAGAGCUUGUGUGAAACGGCUUCAAAAGGAAUACCAUGCCCUCUGUAAGGAACCAGUUCCCCAGAUUGUAGCCUGUCCAUCACCCAGUGAUAUCCUAGAAUGGCACUAUGUUCUCGAGGGAAGCGCUGGCACACCGUUUCAAGGUGGAUAUUAUUAUGGAAAAGUCAAAUUUCCUCCUGAAUAUCCAUACAAGCCUCCAAGCAUUAGCAUGAUAACUCCUAGUGGACGAUUUGCACCUCACAAAAAGAUCUGCUUAUCUAUGAGUGAUUUUCAUCCAGAGAGUUGGAACCCAAUCUGGUCUGUCUCAAGCAUUCUUACAGGACUUCUCUCUUUUAUGAUGGAUGAUAGUCAAACUACGGGAAGCAUUAAGAGUACAGAUGAUGAAAAGCGACGCUUGGCCAAGGCUUCGCUUGCAUAUAAUUGUGAAAGCAAAAACUGCCCAAAUUUCAAAAAACUAUUCCCGGAAUAUGUAGAGAAGCAUAAUCAGCUCCGUGCCUUGGAACAAUCUGUUUCAGAGCAACCAACUCAGAAUCAGCAAACGAAUCCCACUCCAUCAACCACAUAUGAAUCAGCCAAAAGACCAGAAAAUGCUGUAGAACAGAACAUUCCAGCAAACAUUGUGAGGAACAGGCGGCAUACCAGAAAUGUCUCCCUUUGGCAUCUUUUGCUACUUGCAUCUGUCUUCGGUGUAGUCAUGGCUUUGCCUCUCUUCCAGCUUUGACAUCCGAUUCUGCUAUGCUAAUUUUAUAUGAAUCUUCUGCUUGCCUUUGUGUUGGAUAUUGCAGAAUCAAACGGAUCUAUUUGUUGUGGCAAAAAAAAUUUCAAUCUCUUCGUAGUAUUUUUUGAUUUUUUCGGUGAAGGUGGAUUCUAUCUUUAUUUUGUUCGUUGUUUGUGUUUAGGCAUAUGAUUUCUUAAUGUUGGAAAAAAUAUGAUUAAAAUCGAAUAGUUAAUGGGAUAUAUAGCUCCCAUGAGACGACCA
This is a messenger RNA of Dendrobium catenatum, 1262 nucleotides long. Its product is annotated as ubiquitin-conjugating enzyme E2 34. NCBI's taxonomy places the organism in Eukaryota, Viridiplantae, Streptophyta, Magnoliopsida, Asparagales, Orchidaceae. The transcript has 10 exons. The record is from RefSeq and is a predicted model, not a curated record. The coding region runs from base 276 to 1004 and encodes 242 amino acids.